Messenger RNA from Echinops telfairi (small Madagascar hedgehog), 3180 nucleotides. RefSeq names its product cysteinyl-tRNA synthetase 1 (gene CARS1). Gene Ontology annotation, biological process: cysteinyl-tRNA aminoacylation. The record is from RefSeq and is a predicted model, not a curated record. Bases 58 to 2541 code for a protein of 827 amino acids. Lineage: Eukaryota; Metazoa; Chordata; Mammalia; Afrosoricida; Tenrecidae. The transcript is spliced from 23 exons. Gene Ontology annotation, cellular component: cytoplasm. Gene Ontology annotation, molecular function: cysteine-tRNA ligase activity; ATP binding.
UGCAUCAGAUUCGGGAAGGCGACAGUCGCUGUGGUGGCGUUUCUGGGAUUCUCCGCGAUGGCAGGUUCCUCCGGGGAGCCGGCUUCCGACCACAGGCAGAUCCUGAGCAUAGGUGAUGCGGCCCAGCGGCUGGAGGCCCUCGACCAGCACCUGCGCACGCGCAGCUACGUCCAGGGCUACUCCCUGUCCCAGGCGGACGUUGACGCGUUUCGGCAGUUCUCGGUGCCUCCCUCCGACCUGCGGUUCCCCCACGUGGUGCGCUGGUUCAGGCACGUCCAGGCGGUCCUGGGUGGCCCUGGCCAGCCCUGUGCGCUUCAAGCAAGUAAAGGCCGGCGUGGGCAGCCUCAGUGGUCACCACCCACGGGCACCGAGCCAUGCCAGCUGCGCCUGUACAACAGCCUCACCCGGAGCAAGGAGGUGUUUAUCCCACAAGACGGGAGGAAGGUGACCUGGUACUGCUGCGGGCCGACCGUCUAUGACGCCUCCCACAUGGGGCAUGCCAGGUCCUACAUCUCCUUCGACAUCCUGCGGCGGGUGCUGAAGGACUACUUCAAGUACGACGUGUUUUACUGCAUGAACAUCACCGACAUCGACGACAAGAUCAUCAAGCGUGCGCGCCAGAACCACCUGUGGGAGCGGUACCAGGCGCAGCAGCCACAGCCGGCCCAGCUCCUGGAGGACGUGCAGGCCGCCCUGCAGCUCUUCUCAGCAAAACUGAGCGAGACAUCAGACCCCUACAAACGGCAGCUGCUGCAGCGGACGCAGCGAUUCGUGGAGCUGGCCAUGGAGUUGCUAACCAGAGCCCUGCAGGCCGCGCCGACCGCCCCCGAGACCAGCAGCUGCGCGCAGGAGCUGCUGGAGGAGGCCAGGGACCUGCUCUCCGAGUGGCUGGACACCAGGCUUGGCGGCGAGGUGACAGAUAACUCCAUCUUCUCCGAACUACCCAAGUUCUGGGAGGAGGCCUUCCACAAGGACAUGGCGGCUCUGAACGUCCUGCCUCCAGAUGUCUUGACUCGGGUCAGUGAAUACGUGCCUGAAAUCGUGAGCUUUGUGGAGAAGAUUGUGGACAACGGUUACGGCUAUGCCUCCAAUGGCUCUGUUUACUUCGACACCAAGAAGUUUGCCUCCAGCCCGAACCACUCCUACGGGAAGCUGGUGCCCGAGGCCGUGGGAGACCAGAAGGCUCUUCAGGAAGGGGAAGGUGACCUGAGCAUCUCGGCUGAUCGCCUGAGCGAGAAGCGGUCGCCCAAUGACUUUGCCCUGUGGAAGGCCUCCAAGCCUGGCGAGCCGUCCUGGCCGUGCCCCUGGGGGAAGGGCCGCCCGGGCUGGCACAUCGAGUGCUCGGCCAUGGCAGGCUCCCUGCUGGGGGCCUCCAUGGACAUCCACGGCGGCGGCUUCGACCUGCGCUUUCCGCACCACGACAACGAGCUGGCCCAGUCCGAGGCCCACUUUGAGAAUGACUGCUGGGUCCGGUACUUCCUGCACACGGGUCACCUGACCAUCGCCGGCUGCAAGAUGUCCAAGUCCCUGAAGAACUUCAUCACCAUCCAGGACGCCUUGAAGGAGCACUCGGCCCGGCAGCUGCGGCUGGCCUUCCUCAUGCACUCCUGGAAGGACACGCUCGACUAUUCCAGCAACACCAUGGAGUCGGCCCUGCAGUACGAGAAGUUCAUGAACGAGUUUUUCUUAAAUGUGAAGGACAUCCUGCGAGCCCCCGUGGACGUGACGGGGCAGUUUGAAAAGUGGGAAAAGGAAGAAGUGGAGCUGAACAGGAACUUCUACCAGCGGAAGGCGGCGGUGCACGCGGCGCUGUGUGACAACGUGGACACACGCACGGCCCUGGAGGAGAUGCGGGCCCUGGUCGGCCAGUGCAACCUGUACAUCGCGGCCCGGAAGGCGGCCCGCCGGCGGCCCAACCGUGCCCUACUGCAGAGUGCCGGCCUCUACCUCACACACAUGCUCAGGAUCUUCGGGGCCAUCGAAGAAGACGGAUCAAUGGGCUUCCCGGUUGGAGGACGUGGGCCCAGCCUAGAUCUGGAGGCCACAGUCAUGCCGUACCUGCAGGCCCUGUCAGAAUUCAGGGAAGGUGUGCGCAGGAUCGCCAGAGAGAAGCAAGUCUCCGAGGUCCUGCAGCUCAGUGAUGCCUUACGAGACGACAUCAUGCCCGAGCUUGGGGUCCGGCUGGAGGACCACGAAGGACUGCCCACGGUGGUCAAGCUGGUGGACAGAGAGGCCCUUCUGGCAGAGAGGGAGGAGAAGAGGAGGGUGGAGGAGGAGAAGAGGAGGAGGAAGGAGGAGGCGGCCCGGAAGAGGCAGGAGCAGGAGGCGGCAAAGCUGGCCAAGAUGCGGGUCCCGGCCUGCGAGAUGUUUCUGUCGGAGCGAGACAAGUACUCCCAGUUUGACGACAGCGGCCUGCCCACGCACGACGCUGACGGCAAGGAGCUGAGCAAGGGCCAGAGCAAGAAGCUCAGGAAGCUAUGGGAGGCCCAGGAGCGGCUGCACCAGGAGUACCUGCAGCGGCUCACCAACGGCAGCGCCUAGGUGCCCACCGGGGACGCGGGUGACAGGCUGCACCUGGCCUUGGGGGACAGGCGGCUCUCCUGUGGGGACUGCGCCCGGCCUUGGAGGACAAACGACUCUCCUGCAGAGAUUGUACCCAGCCUCCGGGGACAGGCGGCUUCUCCUGCGGGGACUGAGUCUGGCCUCAAGGGACAGACAGCUUCUCCUGUGGGGCCUGGGCCCAGCUUCAGGGGACAGGUGGCUCCUGUGGGGACUGCGUCCGGCCUUGGAGGACAGGCAGCUUGCAGCCCCCACCAGGGCUGAUAGGCGGACCAUCACCUGACGCACCCACAGAUGGUGCCGAACUAGAGCCUGCUGGAACUCUGGCCUGUGGGUGGCAGGUGGCUCACCUGUGUAGACUCCACCUGGCCUGCCGGUGGCAGGCGGCUCACCUGUUCAGGGCCCAUCGCUGGAGGCCCUGCACAUACUGCUGAACAAGAGUGUGCCCUGAGAGCUGGCAGGGACUCUGCCCACGUGCCAGGGUGACAGGCAUAUCCGUGUUUACACGCACCCCCACCCCUCGCCCUAAAUUAAGCACCUGCCCCUGUGGAGCUGGGCCCACUGGCCAGAGAUGUCACAAUAAAGCCACUCAGUGCCAGGCCCGCCCUUUGCUGCUGCCCA